UCGGCUUCGUCAGUCUCAUCACUGUGUGUGUACGAGAGGAGACGGAGUACACGCAGAGAGGCGACGUAAAGGCUUGCCUUUCAGUCCCAGCAGGUGCUGCUGAGGCACGCUUCCCUCCAUCCCAGCUAGCUAGCUUUGUAGCGUAGCCACACCCACGUAGUUUUCCAAAGGUCAGGGUGCAUUCAGAGUUUGCAGUUUUGCGGACAAACUAUGGCAUGGUGGCUCUGGUCCCUGCCGAGAGCUCGGCGUGGGCUUCCUUCCCUCUCUCGCCUGGCUAGCCAAAGCAAGCGUGGUCUCUCCGUGUCCUCCUCACGUGACGUCCAGUUCUAUGAGACUGCAGAGAGCACAGUCGAGGAUGUGGCAAAUGGCUCAAAACUUUUAGUCGGAGGAUUUGGAUUGUGUGGCAUUCCAGAGAACCUGAUUGGAGCUCUCAGGAGGAAGGGAGUGAGGGAUCUGGUCAUUGCCAGCAACAAUGCAGGUGUGGAUGGGUUUGGGCUGGGUCUGUUACUGGAGGGACGACAGGUGAAGAGAAUGAUCUCCUCUUAUGUCGGGGAGAACGCCGAGUUUGAGAGACAGUUCUUGUCCGGGGCGCUGGAGGUGGAGCUAACUCCUCAGGUCACAUCUCAUUAUAUACACUCUCUGUGAAUCUCUAUCUCAUCUAUCAUGCAAACAUCCUUAAUAUGUCAGUGUUUCUGCUGCAGGGAACUCUGGCAGAGCGGAUCAGAGCAGGUGGAGCUGGGGUGCCUGCCUUCUUUACCCCCACGGCCUACGGGACUCUGGUCCACCGAGGAGGAGCUCCGAUCAAAUACGACGGCUCAGGCAGCGUCCAGAUUGCCAGUCAACCCAGAGAGCAUCGAGAGUUUGGUGGUCGUCAGUACAUCAUGGAGGAAGCCAUAACUGGAGACUUUGCCCUCAUCAAAGCCUGGAAGGCUGACAACAGUGGAAACCUGGUCUUCAGAAAAUCAGCUCGAAACUUUAAUGUACCCAUGGGGAAGGCUGCCCGGUGUACCAUCGCUGAGGUGGAGGAGAUAGUGGAGGGAUCGUUUGUAGCAGAGGACAUCCACCUUCCUCACGUCUAUGUGGAUAGAGUGGUCCUGGGACACAGCUAUGAGAAGAGAAUUGAAAGAUUGACACUAAGAAGAAGAGGGGAGGAGGGGGAGGGGUCAGGGGGACAGGGGACCAGCGAGGGUGCAAGAAUUAGGGAGAGAAUCAUUCGCAGAGCGGCUCUCGAAUUUAGAGAUGGAAUGUAUGCCAACCUGGGGAUUGGUAUGCCCAUGUUGGCUAGCAACUACAUUCCAGACGGGAUGAAAGUCACGCUACAAAGUGAAAACGGAGUACUAGGGCUUGGUCCAUUUCCUUUUGAGGGGGAGGAAGAUGCAGACCUUAUCAAUGCUGGUAAAGAGACAGUGACAGUUCUUGAUGGAGGAUCUUUCUUCUCCAGUGAUGAGUCAUUUGCCAUGAUACGAGGUGGGCACAUUGACAUGACAAUGCUCGGUGCCAUGCAGUAAUCUCUAGUAAUCUGUGUGUCAGGUGUCUCAGUAUGGAGACCUGGCUAACUGGAUGAUCCCAGGGAAGAUGGUGAAGGGAAUGGGAGGAGCCAUGGACCUCGUCUCUUCUCCCACCACCAGAGUCGUGGUCACAAUGGAGCACACGGCCAAGGGAGGAGCUUAUAAGAUAUUGGACGAGUGCAGUUUGCCUCUGACCGGCAAGAAUGUGGUGGAUCUUAUAGUCACUGAGAUGGCGGUGUUUGAGGUGUGUAGGGAGAGAGGUCUGAGGCUGGUGGAGAUUGGGGAGGGAGUGAGUCUGGACGAUAUCAGAGCUGCCACUGGAGCCUCGUUUCAGGUUUCUGCUGACUUGAAGACAAUGGGACAAGUAUAAUGUUUCGUAAAAUAAAAUUUGACAUGUUUAAUAAAGUGCAAAUAUUGUGACUCCCAUCAGUCCCAUGCCAUCUAGUUUGCUAACAGCACAAGCUGUGGAAAAUGUGUCAUAGAACAACCAGCAGGGACUAAAGGAGACUAUAUCCCUGCUUAGCUGUCUGGAACCCUUGGUGCAAUACUGCAUCUUCGUGCACUUUGUGGCGUGUGUUUGGUUUCUCUGACAUGUUUUUGCUUAUUCCGAGUUGGAAUUUCUGCUAUGUAAGCCACUGCAUUGAGACCAUCAUAGCUAGAUA
Messenger RNA from Geodia barretti, 2170 nucleotides. The record is from the annotation of a GenBank genome assembly. Lineage: Eukaryota; Metazoa; Porifera; Demospongiae; Tetractinellida; Geodiidae.